Messenger RNA from Dichotomopilus funicola, 741 nucleotides. RefSeq lists its product as uncharacterized. Bases 1 to 741 code for a protein of 246 amino acids. NCBI's taxonomy places the organism in Eukaryota, Fungi, Ascomycota, Sordariomycetes, Sordariales, Chaetomiaceae. The record is from RefSeq and is a predicted model, not a curated record. The transcript has a single exon.
AUGGCCCACGAUAACCCCGACGAGAUCGACCUGUCCGAGGAUGAGCUGCAAGCCGACAAGGACGUCGAAGUCGACGAGGAAGCCGCCAUGGCUGCCACCAUGGGCUUCACCAGUUUUGGCGGUGCCCGGCCCACCGACGACGACACGGAGGCCAACAGGCCCCCCAAGAAGCGCCGCUUCAAUCACGGGCUCGACGAAGCUGUCGUUGCGCAUUCUGGUGGGGAAAACUACUCCGGUUCCGUCGCUGAUAACGAAGCUUUUGCGACUAGCGCCAACGCCGUAAUCACCGGGCCGCGAUCUCAGUCUCAAUCUCAAUCUCAGAAUCGGCCACUAUCCCCGUCCUCCCACAGCCUUCCACCCAACCCUCACGGCCUCCCCAGCCGUCCGCCACCCGUAGUGUCGGCUGCCGCCGCUCAAAUACACCAACAGCCCCCCUUCCAUCACCACGGCGGCCAGGCCCACCACAACCAACCGCACAAUUCCCUCCCAACCGGAGGUCACAACUCUCGCAGCCACGGGGGCCAACAGAACCCGCUUUGGUACAUCAACUACUACGAUCACAGCAGCAACAGGAACCCCUGGGAAGAGCUGGAGCAGCUCAGGGGGCUGGCGCCCGUGGGAUCGUGGAUCGCUUUCUCUGGUGGUGGGGAUGGUGCAAGGGGGCGGGGAGGAAGAGAUGGGGGGAGACCAGCAACUGCUGGGACUGAGGAGGGGCAGGAAGUGGAUGUGGCUGCUGGAUGA